Trichomonas vaginalis G3 is the source of this 693-nucleotide messenger RNA. RefSeq names its product signal recognition particle binding. The transcript has a single exon. NCBI's taxonomy places the organism in Eukaryota, Parabasalia, Trichomonadida, Trichomonadidae. Bases 1 to 693 code for a protein of 230 amino acids. The record is from RefSeq and is a predicted model, not a curated record.
AUGCAACAACAACUUAUGAUAGCUAUCGGCGUUGCAGCAAUUCUUGCUGUCAUCGUCGUUAUCAUCCUUGUCGUCCUUAUCAAGCGUGACAAGCGCCCUAACAACGUCUACAUCGUUGGCUGCCUUGGUGCCGGCAAGACAAAACUCUUCUACCACCUCACAGCCCACAGAAUUCAUCCAACAGUUACAUCACAAACAGAAAAUCGCUUCUCGCUCAUUGUAAAGAAUCGUAUUAUCAAUUUGAUCGAUGAACCAGGCCAUGCACGUGUAAAAACACAAGUUCUCUCAUCAAUUCGUGAUGCCAAGGCCAUCAUUUUCGUUAUCGAUAGCGAAACAGUUCUUUCUCAGAUGAGUGACAUCGCAAACCUUCUCUAUGAUGUUCUCUCUCAGCCAGAAAUCAUCAAGAACCGCGUUCCAGUCCUCAUUCUCGGCGCAAAGACAGACUUACACUCCGCUCGUCCAAUUGACGUCAUUCGCGAGGAACUUGAAAAGGAAUUCGACUACCUCCGUAACAACCGUCAGCAGUCUGACCAAGUUGAAGGCGGAAACUCCGAAUUCUUGUUCCUUGGUGAAGAAAACGCUGAAUUCAACUUCGACCAGCUUUACACAAACAAGAUCUGGUUCCGUACAUGCUCUGUCAACAAUGACAGCACUCAGGAUGUUAUGGACUUCAUCGAAAAGAUGGUCAAAUAA